AUGAAAAUUCUCACACAAGAAGAAGAAGAAGAACAUUAUAAUGCCACUAUAAAAGGUGGAAUAAAAGGCGGCGCUAUUGGGUUAGGUGUCGCUCUAGGACUCUCUUUCGUAGCGCAACGUUAUUCUCACUUCUACCGAAAUUUAACGUUGCCUUUAAAAACAUUCCUAGUUACAUCUGGCGCGACGGCAACAUGCAUUAUUUCUGCUGAGCGUGCUGGUUUAGAAUAUGAAAGGCAAAGAUACGGAUAUUAUAAACCCGUCAAACAUCACGCUCCGGGGCAAUCAACAACCCAUGCUAUAAAAGAUUAUAUUGCUGAGAAUCGAUACAGUUUAGUUUGUGGAAGUUGGGCUUUAUCCAUGGCUGGAUCUAUAGCAUAUAUCUCGAGGAAUAAAUACUUAACUCUUUCUCAAAAGGUAGUGCAGGCGCGUAUGAUGGCACAAGCUUUAACAAUCGUUUUAAUCCUUGCGACUGCUGGUGUGUCGAUGACUGAUAAAAGAGAACAAAAGGCUCCUCCUGGAUCCGAUCAAUGGAAGGAAAUUGUUGCGGCUGAAGAAAGGAAAAUGAACAAGGUUUCAUAG
Molecule: messenger RNA, 579 nt
Organism: Acaulospora morrowiae
Lineage: Eukaryota; Fungi; Glomeromycota; Glomeromycetes; Diversisporales; Acaulosporaceae
Source: the annotation of a GenBank genome assembly